AUGAUCUGCCCAUUCUGGGACUUUGUCGUCCUUUUCCAUCGCUCCAUGCUGACGGCAUGGGUCGAUUUCCUCUGCGGCCGCAAAACCCCCGACAACGGCCCCGUGCCAAUUGGCGGUGGCCUCUUUGGCGGCGGCGCUAGCAGCAGUAGUAGUCGCAAGCAAAUCAUCGAGCGCGAUCACUCGCGAGUCUCGCGUCGAUCAUACGCCAGUCCGAGUCCAGUCGGCGACAUGCCUCUUACCGUGCUGGAGAGCCAAAAGGUCGCAGGUUGGCAGUCUCCCAUCCCUGAAAGGAGGUACGUCGCGCCUCAGAGAAGUUUCUCAGCACCCCGACGGCCUACAUUCUCGAACGAAGACGAUGAUGACAAAGAUUACUCGCACCAUUACCCCAGUUUCAGAACAUAUAGUUCUAUCGCGUCGUCUCCGAAGAGCAGCAAGUGA
Molecule: messenger RNA, 438 nt
Organism: Coccidioides immitis RS
Lineage: Eukaryota; Fungi; Ascomycota; Eurotiomycetes; Onygenales; Onygenaceae
Exons: 2
Coding region: 1-438 (145 amino acids)
Source: RefSeq, a predicted model, not a curated record